AGUAAAUCAUUUUUUCUUCAUUUAUUUUCUUCAUCUCUCCUCCAUAUUAGAGUCACAGGGGUCAGCUGAAGCCAUCCUCUGUACUGGUCGCCAGCCCAAUACAUUAAUAAUUCCUGAAGGGACAUUAAAUAUGGCCGCAGUUUGAGUCACUCAACAGAAAUGUUUAAGGCAGUGAGGUGGUUUGGACAGUUUUCAUGGAUGACUGCAGCCACAGCCAGGAAUUAUCAAAAAAAAAAAAAAAAAAGACUGAGUGAGAACACUGAAAAAACUAAAGCAAAUCCCCUUGGUGACAUUAUGUUAGCGUUGCAGGAGACCUGGCGGCAGUAAUCCACACACACUAGUCUCUGUGGCAACUUCAUGCAUGGCUGAAGGCCGACAUUGUGCAUCACACUGCAUUGAAAAGAGAACGGACAGAGUGGGGGGUCUUGGUUUUAAUGCUCUGCAGGGGGGCAGCUAAGAUUACAUGAGAGGGAAUCUGGGUGAUGACACUGUUUCUAAGUAGCAGCUGAGCGCACCUGCCCUCCACCUCUGUGGAGGAUGGGGUGGUAACCUGGAGUCCAACGGACCGACGAAGGAGAGUCGGGUCUGCCCUUGGGGGGUUUCAUGUGAAUCAUCGGUGUCGGGUUUCCUGAUUGUUUCAGAGGAAACUGGAGGUUGAUAGUGGAUCAGAGGGCACUUUGGGUUUUCUGUGAAGCUGGAUCCAGAUCAAGCACUCGGACAAGUGAAGAAACCCCACCCCAUGAUGGACGUGGAGUAAAGAGCGAACAGCCUCUCUGUCACUCAUCUGAUGACUCCAAGCAUGCAGCUGACUUCAUAUCUGACAGAGAGAAGAUCUGCAUUUGUGCUGCUUUGAUUAAAGGAUCACUCGUCUGUCCGUCAGGAGUGAGAUCAGAUGGAGAAAAAAUAUCCACCAAUUGCAGGGAAAGAAAAAGGACCAGGACCUGGGAGAUAUGGACUUCCCCCCACCAUUGGAUUUAUUGGGCAUGACUUCACCAAAGCGGCCAGCCCUGCUUACUCCUUCCACGGCAGUAUGAGCACAAAGAUGUAUCAUGUUGACUCCAGUCCAGGGCCUCAGUAUCACGUCAGCGCAAAAUUCACCCGCUUUGGAAAGGACGGCACACCUUCGUAUUCCAUGUUGGGUAGAAGGAAACUGCAGAAAGAGCUGUGCCACACUCCUGGACCCGGUGCCUACAGCCCAGAGAAGGCGCCACCAUGCGGCCUCCAGCGUACGCCGCCAUCCUACACGAUGGGCGCCCGCACUCACUACCGCAGCGUAGACCAAGUCCCUGCUCCCAACAAGUACUCGCUGCCUCCUCUCCUGGGCCCUCACAUCCCAAACAAACCAGCCAGCGCAAAUUACACCAUGUCGGGCAGCUACAGCACAGGAGGAGCGUCCGUGGAUUUGGCCAAGACACCCGGGCCGUGCGGUUACAACUGUACGGCCCCCAGCGUUUAUCUGUCCCGACAGCCAGCUUUCUCUAUUCUGGGACGCCCUGGUUUACCCAGAGACGGCACAGAGAGACCAGGACCGGGGGCGUAUAAUCCAGAAAAGGUCACAGUUCACAAGGCCCGGGCCCCCGCCUUCUCCAUGGGAAUCAGACAUUCAGACUUCGUCACGCCGCUAGUGGUCAGUGUUUCUGACUGAGCACCAAACACAAAAGAAAAAGUCAGGACAAGCUCUGUGAUGGGGCAGAAAAUACAAGUUUAAUAAAUAAUAUUUAUUUUCCUGCUUGAGUAACAACAAACUAAGACUCACCGGAUACAGCCCAGCAACAACAGAAACAGCCAACACAACAAAACAUAUAAAGAAGACAGACAUCAAACUUUAUUCU
Oryzias latipes (Japanese medaka) is the source of this 1832-nucleotide messenger RNA. It is a transcript of the gene cimap1d, whose product is annotated as CIMAP1 family member D. The record is from RefSeq and is a predicted model, not a curated record. Gene Ontology annotation, cellular component: cytoskeleton. NCBI's taxonomy places the organism in Eukaryota, Metazoa, Chordata, Actinopteri, Beloniformes, Adrianichthyidae.